AAUGUUACCACCUCAGACGGCCUCAAGUCAAGCCGCUGAGUUUCCGGGAAAAUAAGAGCCGAUGGCUUGGUUCUGAAAGACUGAACUUACAAUAUUAGACUCUCUUUUCAGAAGGACUAUAGGACUUUUCACCCGUCUGCCUCUUUGCAAGAUGGCCCCGACUAAUGUCAUAAAGUUCUCUUCCGAAGCGGGAUGCAGCUGUCCAUUGGAGUCCGAGCUGCGAGCAGUGCUGCAGCAAAGGGUCAUGGUCUUGGACGGUGGUAUGGGAACCAUGAUCCAGCAGCAUAAACUUGAAGAGGAACAUUUCAGGGGAGAGGAGUUUAAAGAGCACCCUCUUUCUCUGAGGGGCAAUAACGACCUUCUCAGUCUCACGCAGCCAGAAAUCAUUUACACGAUACACAAGGACUACCUGCUGGCUGGUGCUGACAUCAUCGAGACCAACACAUUCAGUAGCACCUCUGUGGCGCAAGCAGACUACGGACUGGAACUCUUGGCUUAUCGUCUCAACAGAGCGUCCGCAGAGCUGGCGAGGAGGGCCGCUGAUGAUGUCACCAAACAAACAGGUUCUAAGCGCUAUGUGGCGGGGGCUGUGGGGCCCACAAAUAGGACCCUGUCUGUUUCGCCGUCUGUGGACAGACCGGACUUCAGGAACAUCACGUUUGAUGAGCUGGUGAAAGCCUACACGGAGCAGGUCAGAGGUUUGUUGGACGGGGGAGCAGACAUCAUUCUGGUGGAAACCAUCUUUGAUACAGCCAACGCCAAGGCUGCCUUGUUUGCCAUCGACCUGCUGUUUGAAAAGAGCUAUGAAAGGAAACCUAUAUUUAUCUCAGGGACCAUCGUUGACCGCAGUGGCCGAACUCUUUCCGGUCAGACAGGAGAAGCUUUUGUAGUGAGUGUGUCCCACGUUAACCCUCUAUGCAUCGGUCUGAACUGUGCCUUGGGGGCCACAGAGAUGAGGCCAUUUAUUGAAGCCAUCGGGAAAAGCACCUCAGCUUUUAUCAUCUGUUAUCCCAACGCAGGUCUUCCCAACACAUUUGGAGAUUAUGAUGAAACCCCAGAAGUAACAUCCUCCAAUUUGAAGGAGUUUGCUAUGGAUGGACUGGUGAAUAUUGUGGGAGGCUGCUGUGGGACCACACCAGGACACAUCAGGGCCAUAUCAGAAGCAGUCAAACACUGUCCGCCCAGAGUCCCUGCUGCUGAUAUCUAUCAGGACUACAUGCUGCUGUCAGGUUUGGAGCCGUUCAGGAUCGGCCCUUACACAAACUUUGUUAACAUCGGUGAGCGCUGCAAUGUGGCGGGGUCCCGCAAGUUUGCAAAGCUGAUCAUGUCAGGAAACUACGAGGAGGCUCUCAGCAUUGCUAAAGCACAGGUGGAGAUGGGGGCCCAGGUCCUGGAUAUAAACAUGGACGAGGGGAUGCUGGAGGGCCAGACAGCUAUGACCCGGUUCUGUAACUUGAUAGGUUCUGAGCCAGACAUCGCACGGGUUCCUCUGUGCAUCGACUCCUCUAACUUCUCGGUGAUCGAGGCCGGGCUGAAAUGCUGUCAGGGGAAGUGCAUAGUGAACAGCAUCAGCCUGAAGGAGGGAGAGGAGGAGUUCUUACACAGAGCUGCCACUGUGAAGCGCUACGGAGCUGCUGUGGUCGUCAUGGCCUUUGACGAGGAGGGACAGGCCACAGACGCAGAGCGGAAGGUGGAGAUCUGCACUCGGGCCUACAAUCUGCUGGUCAGCAAAGUGGGAUUCAACCCCAACGACAUCAUCUUUGACCCCAACAUUCUUACUAUCGGCACAGGCAUGGAGGAACACAACGACUACGCCAUCUACUUCAUCAGAGCCACCAAAAUGAUCAAGGAGACAUUACCAAGAGCCAGGGUGAGUGGAGGUCUGUCCAACCUAUCUUUCUCCUUCAGAGGGAUGGAGGCCAUCAGAGAAGCCAUGCACGGAGCGUUUCUCUACCAGGCUAUCAAGGACGGUAUGGAUAUGGGCAUAGUGAAUGCUGGGAACUUGCCGGUGUAUGAUGACAUAGAUAAAGAGCUGCUGUUACUGUGUGAGAACCUCAUCUGGAACAAAGAUGCUGAGGCUACGGAGAAACUGCUGACCUACGCUCAGAACAACGUGAAAGGAGCCAAGAAGGUUUUUCAGACGGAUGAAUGGAGGGAAGGAAGUGCGGAGGAGAGGCUGGAGUAUGCCCUCAUCAAGGGAAUAGACAAGCAUGUGGUGGAGGAUGUGGAGGAGUGUCGGCUUCAGGUGGACCGCUACACCCGACCCCUGCACAUAAUCGAAGGGCCCCUGAUGAACGGCAUGAAGGUGGUGGGGGAUCUGUUUGGAGCUGGGAAGAUGUUCCUUCCACAGGUGAUCAAGUCUGCCCGGGUCAUGAAGAGGGCGGUGGGCCAUCUGAUUCCCUUCAUGGAGAAGGAGAGGGAGGAGAUGAUGGCUCUGUCAGGCUCAACGGAGGAAGUGGAUCCCUAUCAGGGCACCAUAGUUCUGGCCACGGUGAAGGGAGACGUCCAUGAUAUUGGAAAGAACAUCGUGGGUGUGGUGCUGGGUUGCAACAACUUCAGAGUGAUCGACAUGGGUGUGAUGGUCCCCUGUGAUCAGAUCCUCAGAGAGGCCGUCAAACAGAAAGCAGAUAUCAUCGGUCUGUCUGGUCUCAUCACCCCGUCCCUGGAUGAGAUGAUCUAUGUAGCCAAAGAGAUGGAGAGACUGGGGAUGACCACACCCCUGCUGAUUGGAGGAGCCACCACAUCAAAGACACACACUGCAGUAAAGAUCGCCCCUCGAUACACUUCCCCUGCUGUCCACGUUCUAGACGCAUCCCGGAGCGUGGUGGUGUGCUCCCAGCUCCUGGACGAGGCCAUGAGGGAGGAGUACUUUGAGGAGCUGAAGGAGGAGUACGAGGAUAUCAGACAGGAGCACUACGACUCCCUGAAGGACCGUCGGUACCUGUCUCUCUCCCAGGCCAGAGACAAGGCUCUACACAUAGACUGGCUCUCUGCACCCACACCAGUGCGUCCUCAGUUCCUGGGCACGCGUGUGCUGGACCGCUACGACCUGAACAGUCUGGAGGAGUUCAUCGACUGGAAGCCUUUCUUUGAUGUGUGGCAGCUGAGAGGGAAAUACCCCAACAGAGGUUACCCCAAGAUCUUCAACGACAAAACCGUUGGUUCUGAAGCGCGGCGAGUCUUCGAUGAUGCCCAGCGACUGCUCCACCAGAUGAUUCAUAGUGGCAGUCUGGAGGGGCGGGGCCUGGUGGGGUUCUGGCCCGCCCAGAGUGACGGUGAUGACAUCAGAGUGUACAGAGAGGAUGCCGCGGCACACAGAGAUGCCGAGCCCAUCGCCAAGUUCUACGGCUUACGGCAGCAGUUGGAGAAGGACGGCUCCAGCUCCCAGCCCUACCUGUGUGUGUCGGACUUUGUUGCCCCCCUGGACAGUGGUGUGUCGGACUACAUCGGUGUGUUUGCUGUGGGGGUGUUUGGAGCCGAGGAACUGAGUCAGCACUUCCAGGCUAAGGGAGAUGACUACAGCAGCAUCAUGGUCAAAGCCCUGACUGACCGGCUGGCUGAGGCCUUCGCUGAGGAGCUCCACGCUCGUGUGCGUAAGGAGCUGUGGGGCUACAGCACUGACGAGGCUCUGCAGGCAUCAGACCUCCACAGAAUUCGGUAUCAGGGCAUCAGACCUGCAGCUGGAUACCCCAGCCAGCCUGACCACACAGAGAAGAGCACCAUGUGGAGCCUGGCCGGGAUCCAGGAGAAGACUGGUAUUUGUCUGACAGAGUCCCUGGCCAUGCUGCCGGCGGCCUCCGUGUCUGGUCUUUACUUCUCCAACCCUCAGGCGACAUACUUUGCUGUGGGGAAGAUCUCCAAGGAGCAGGUGGAGGACUACGCCAGGAGGAAAGAGAUGAGUGUGGAGGAGGUGGAGAGAUGGCUGGCUCCAGUCCUGGGUUAUGACAGUGAGGCAUAGAUUGUGAGCACUGCAGUAAACUGGACCACAGAGGGAUCAGAGCAGGCUGCAACCAACACACUAACACAGGGUCCAACUUCUCACUGUGGCUCUCACACGGAUUCACUGACAUCAGCAGUAUAUCUUUUAUGUUUAAAAGGGUUUUACAUGUUAUCAUGUAAGCUCACAUGAUCCUCACUUUUAUUAUGCCGCUUUUAGCAACUAUUCAUGGUCUGUGUUAUCAAAAACAUAAUAACUUUAUUUUUCCAUGAACUGUUAUACAACCCUUUUCUUUUUAAUCUAUUGACUAAAAUAGGUCAAUACAUCAAUGUUUAUGGUUAUUUUAAUAAGGAAGGAAAAGUAAAUAAUUUCCUUUCUUUCUGUCUAUGUGUUUGGUACAGAGCCUGUGUCCGGCUGUAGUUAGCCUAGCUUAGCAUAAAGAACAGCAGUCUUUAGACUAAGCUCAGCCUUUCUAUGUCUUUCUCUCCCACUCUUUAAAAGAAAGUAAACAUGUUUACCAAAAUGUUGAACUACUUAACAAUUUCUAAUGAAACAAUAAAUGUUAUCAGGAAAAGGUUUAUUAGAAUUUGGAAAUAUCUGAUCAAUGAGUCAGUAAAACAGACUCAGAAUAUGUUCUUUAGUUUAAGUGGCAAAGGUCAAUAUGUGUUUCUUAUUACAGGUGCAAGCUUGGAGGUACUGAACCAAAUCCAACAUGCAUUAAAACAAAUGAACCACACUUCAAACCCUGAGCAUCUGUGGAUAAAACGUCUUUACACCUUUUUUAGGUUUGUAUAUGGAACGGAAAUUGUAGAUUUUUACAAACAGAUAUAUCUAUUUAUUUCAGUUCAUUUCUAAAAAAUUGUAAUCUUUAUUUUAUUGUUCUUUCGGAGUUGUUUUACCAUCAUGCAUGGAGGAUCUUAUUAGAUACACAUGUUUUGUGCUUUUUUGUGUAUUACGUAAGUGCCAAAGUGGUCAAGUUUAUAUGAAAUGGUGCAUUUUAAAAAUAAAAGAUUCUUGAUAAAGUUAAAGAAAAACUUAAUAGUACAAAAGAGGAGCCUGCUGAAAAGGGUGUCUUGAAAUAAAUAACUUUAAGUCGAAGGCUCAAAAAUAAGUUAGUGUUUUAUUAAGAUAAAGUCUAAUUUGGUUAAUUUACGAAUGAUUUUUUAUUUAGUUAAUUACUCAGUUCUGUUGGUAAUUGUAUCAACAGCAAUUAUUGCACUACAUUUCAGCCUCCAGACAUCAGAACUUAAAACAAACAAUGAUUUCAAACUUUUAUCAUAUGCCUAUUUGAUGCAAUAUCCUGUGUAAUCUGAUUAGUUAAUAACUGCUGAUUGUCAAUUCAUAAUGUCAUUUCUGAGGGAUUGUUAAAGCCUUGUCCAGGGUGUAUUAAUGCCUAUCUUCCAAGUGUUACUGUGGUGGAACAUGUAUAUACUACACAAAGAUCUGUAGGACACAUUUUUAUUAAGCAGCAUGCAUAUUCAUCUAUUUUGGAAGUAUUAAAUAACACAUUUUAUCUACACAGUGCUGUGAACAAAUCAGUAGUGACAACUAAGUAGUACAAAUAAAGUAUUGUAAAUGAUUAUUCAAUGCCAGAAAAACCACUGUACCAGCAUGUAGGGCUUGAACAAACUUGAAUGUACAUUUUUCGAGUAAACGAAAAAACAGUUGCUGCAGGUUCAUGGCUGUGAAACAAAAUAAUUGUUUACAAUUGAAGAUAUAUUUUUGUGUUUUCAUCAAAUGUAAAAGCAUGAUGUUAAAAUAAAAAAUAUAUGCUUGUUGUUAAGACUAAAGUCUCAUCUUGAAAUGAUUAGAUAAUUAGAUUAUAUAGAUAAUCUGUAAUUACAGCGAAGGGUUGACCUGGAAUGGGAUUUCCCUUAGCUGUUUUUAUCAAAUGUAAUUCAAUCCCAGUUUUGCCUAUAACAAAUACAGCAUUUCACACAUUGAGCUAUAGUUAGUUCUCUCACAAUGUCCACAUACUGUUGACAUUUUACCAGGUAUUAUCAGCGUUAUACUGUUUGUGGACUAUACAACAUUCAAUAUAUACUCAUUCCAUGAUCCUAAACAAUCUCUACAUGUACCAAAAUGUUGGGUUUAAUUUGAAUUUAGGUUUCUAUUAGAUGCUGGCGCAGUGCAUAUCACAUGUGUCUUAAAAGCCCUGAUGUGCUGCAGUGGCUGAUCCUAGUUUGUAUUAAACUAGUUCUUAAUGAGUUUUAUUUUCUUAUAAAAACAUGGUGGUGGAAUUGCAAACACUGUAAACCAGGAGCAAUAGAACGGUGUGUUCUGUUGAGAAUAAAUCACUGCAACAUUG
This is a messenger RNA of Eleginops maclovinus (Patagonian blennie), 6245 nucleotides long. RefSeq names its product 5-methyltetrahydrofolate-homocysteine methyltransferase (gene mtr). The transcript is spliced from 33 exons. The record is from RefSeq and is a predicted model, not a curated record. Gene Ontology annotation, cellular component: cytosol. Bases 152 to 3958 code for a protein of 1268 amino acids. NCBI's taxonomy places the organism in Eukaryota, Metazoa, Chordata, Actinopteri, Perciformes, Eleginopidae. Gene Ontology annotation, molecular function: methionine synthase activity; zinc ion binding; cobalamin binding. Gene Ontology annotation, biological process: tetrahydrofolate metabolic process; homocysteine metabolic process.